GUGUGGUUCGCUUCCCACUCACUCUGUCACUCACACUCUCCAUAUAUAACACGCGGGAUACCUUAACCCUCCCUCACUCCUCCGUCCGUCCGGUCCAGCACGGCCACUCUCCGCUGUCCAGUGCCCACUCUCCCUCCUCCACCCCUAAACCCCGCCCAGAUCUUCCGCGCCUGCCAAAAGCAUGGCGCCUUGGUCGCCGCGGCCCGUGCUGGUGCUCGUCCUGCUCCUCGCCCUCCUCUGCUCCCACAUUGCGCUCUGCUCCUCCGCCGAGUCGGGGAAGCCCAAGGCCAAGGCCUCCGGCGGCCGCAAGGCGCUUUUGGCGUCAUCCGCGGGCGACGACGGGGAGGAGGUGGCCGCGGUCAAGCCGGCCAAGACGGCCGCGGCGGGGAAGAUCAAGAAAAAGCUGGUCUCUGACGCCAAGAACCAGACCAGGGUUGCGAAGGCCAAGAAGCCGGAGUCGGCUGCCACGGCGAAAGGGACCACUAAGAAGACCACCGGUAAAGCUGCUGCUGGUGGGGACCUGGCCAUUGCCAAGGCCAAGGUUCCGAAGGUGGACAAGGCGGCGGCCACGAAAGCCAAGGGCGCCGAUUCGGCCAAGCCUGCGAAGGUUUCGAAGACGGGCGCUGCGAAGGCGGUGAAGCCGGCAAAGACGGCGAAAUCUGAGGCUGCCGCCGCCGCCAAGGUCAAGAAACCGACCAAUUUGACCGCGGAUGCCGGAGCCAAGCCGGCCAAAUCCGGGAAAAAGGCGCAGGUGAUCACCGACGGGAAGGCGAGCGCGAAGGUGAAUGCGACCGUGAGCAAGGAGGCGGUGGCGGCGGAGGUCGAGGAGGACGUGGUGUUCGCGGAGGAGGCGGAGGGGACGGACGACCUCAUCUCCGAGUUCCGGGGGCUCCCCUCGCGGCUUCAGGAGACGCUCAUGCCGGACCUGGCGCGGCUGUCGCACCAAUCCAAGGCGUACCUGUCAGCGGCGAACGCGGGGAUCGCCGACGGCGUGCGGCCGAUUUUAGGCGGCAGGUGGGCGGCGGCCGCCGCGUCCACGGCGUCGGUGGCGCUGCUGCUGCUGCCGCUGUGCAUGCUCACGGCGCUGGUGCGGCGCAUGGGCCCCUACCUGCCGCUCCUCCACCGCGCGCUGCUGCUGGCGCAGGCGUACCUCGCCAUCUACUUCGCGACGCUCGCGCUCGCCGCCGCCGCCACGGGGCUCGAGCCGCUCCGCUUCUUCCACGCAGCCUCGCCGGCCGCCUACGCCUGGACGCAGGCCGCGCAGUCGCUCGGCUUCAUGGGAUACCUCGUGCUCCAGAUGGUGGACCUCGUCGCCGUCUUCUCCGGCGCCGCCUCCCCCGAGGAGGACGGCAACGGGGACGCCACCAAGGCGCUGGGCCUGGCGCAGAUGGUGGUGGGGCUGGCCGUCGGCCUGCACUACUACGCAGCGGUCUUCCACCGCGCCGCGUCCGGCGAGGCCCCGCGCGCCAACUGGCGCGUGUACGCCGUUUACGCCGCCUGCUUCGUCAUCGUCUGCGCCUGCGCGCGCGCCGAGAGGAGGAAGAAGGCCUACCUCGCCGGCAGCGGCGACGGCGCCGCGGAGGAGUGGAAGAAGAGCUGAGGGGCAUAUGUGAAAAGUUUACAAUAUGGUGGAAGCCAAAGGGCGUGAGUGUAAGACGGUCUAGAAUUUAGGAAGGAGGAAAAGGAGGAUAUAAAAGGAAAAGAAGAAGGGGGAAACUGUCAUUUUCUUUUUUUCAUUUUCUACAUUUAUUUACGUUUCCCCCUUUUUCUUGGUUUGAGUACAGGGGAUAAACUCAUAAUGGGGCAAAAUAAGGAUUCUAUUAUUGACAAUGUUAUUACUCCAUAAGGAAUUAUUGUGCCCGGUGGGGAAAAUCUCCCCGAGGUGACACGCCAAUGUACAAGUCUGUCAAAAAAAAAUGGAGGUGUGCUUUGGGUGGUGUUUGUUCA
Messenger RNA from Phragmites australis (common reed), 1947 nucleotides. RefSeq lists its product as uncharacterized. The coding region runs from base 182 to 1600 and encodes 472 amino acids. The record is from RefSeq and is a predicted model, not a curated record. The transcript has a single exon. NCBI's taxonomy places the organism in Eukaryota, Viridiplantae, Streptophyta, Magnoliopsida, Poales, Poaceae.